AUGUCCACGUCAACAGCUUUAGAAACCACAAAUGCAGAAAAGAAAUUUGUGAAUACGUAUCUAGAAUUGAUGCAGUUAUCCAAGAAUGAAUCGUUAGAUAAAUUCAAUUCAACUCAAGAUUACAACAACUUAUCAUCAUUAGGCCCAAGUUUACCUAAAUGUAAUUAUAAAUUCCCAGAACCACAAAAUGUAACAAAGGCAGCAGAAUCUACAGUAACUUUGAAGUUUAAAUCAAUUAAACCACCAUUCAAGUUUCAAACUGAAUUGUCCAACAUUCCUGUUAAUUUCACCAUCUACAAGGUGAAAGCCCAAUUGAUUGAAUCAUUGGAAAUUUUACACAAUGCUGGGGUCACGGCAAAAGAUUUGAAAUUGAUGAUCAAAUCAAAAGUUGCUCAAGAUGCUGCAGCUUUGUCAUCUUUAGUAAAUACAGAAGAACCAAUUAGUUUUAAUUGUAUGGUAUCAGCUCCAAGUGGUGGAAAACCUGCUGCCACCACCUCAAAGACCGAUGAAGGUGAUCCUGAACUUGAAGCUGUUUCCGAUCCUGUAUCUACAACUGCUACCACUAGUAGUAUAUCUGAAGCUGGUUGGAAUAAAAUAUAUGAAAUUAUAUUACAAGAUAUAAAAGAUGCUGGUAAAGCUAAGGAAUUAUUGGCUAAAUUGAAGCAAAGUGUAUAA
Molecule: messenger RNA, 675 nt
Organism: Candida albicans SC5314
Lineage: Eukaryota; Fungi; Ascomycota; Pichiomycetes; Serinales; Debaryomycetaceae
Exons: 1
Coding region: 1-675 (224 amino acids)
Source: RefSeq, a predicted model, not a curated record